CCUUGGGCACCUCAACUAAACCCCCACGUCCCCUCACCCAUAUUCCUUUUUCCACCUUCCAACUCGAGCCUUCUAAUUUGUCCUUCGUUUCUCCUCUUCGUGCGAGAGGUUCUUCAUAUUGCCGAUAUUGUCAUUUUGCCCUCUCGAUGUCCUUCAGCCAUGGCUGUAGAAUGUUAUGAAUGUUAUACCUGCGAAAAGGCGUUUCCUGCUGGGUGGCAGGCUCGCGAGAACCACUGCCGAGCCACCGGCCACAGCGCCCCUCCGUUUGAGUGCGACACGUGCCCGAGAUACUUCGGGAGCCAGCGUGCUUGCAAUGAUCAUAUGAACACCCUGGAUCAUUUCGCCGAUGACUCGGACGACUCCUACGAGUGCGACAUAUGCGAUGAGACUUGGCCCUCGGAGGAGGACCUCAUGGAGCAUGAGAUCCGCGACCACUAUUACUGCGACGAGUGUGAUCGGACUUUCCAAAGUUACAAUAAUAUCCGCGCACAUCUCAACUCGCGAACCCACCGAGGCCAAGAGAUCGAAUGUUGCUUCUGCAGGAAGCGUUACACGACCGCCACCGGACUCGUUCAUCAUCUAGAGUCUGGGUCGUGUCCCAUGGCCCGCGAUGUUGACCGUGACGAGAUCUACAAGCGGGUGAGGGCUCGGGAUCCUGGGGGUGUGAUCACCAAGAAACUCAUCGGGUGGGAAGGCACACCAUCCUACGAGGCAAACAGCCGCUCCUGGAAUGGUUGUGCUUACGAGUGCUAUCUCUGCCACCGAGAGUUCACUACCCUCGGCAGCUUAAACCAGCAUCUCAACUCGCAGGCUCACCAGAGCAGCCUCUACCACUGCCCCAAGUGCCGGACGGAAUUCAAGAGCCUAGCUUCCUUCUUCAAUCAUCUGGAGAGCGAAGCUUGCGGAUACAUGAAGUUCCAGACCGUUCAAGACAGAGUUGGGGAAAUGGUCCGGGGUGGUCGACUUCUAACACAUUGAGAUGGGAUCUGAUUCUCGUUGAAACGCCCCUUCCCCGGGGUAGUGGUUGGAUGUGCCAGGUGCUUGCUCUGCUGUUAUUUCCAUGUGGACGGAGUGUUUCAACAGAAGCAUCUCUUAUUUGGCGUUUAGGAUGUAUUCCAGUCUGGUGUGGACUACGGGUCACAGACCAUAAGAAUAUGAGAAUGGGAAACCAAAUGACUGUGUUGUGUUCUCCAGUACGGAUCCGUACAAGAGCUCUCCACAUAGAAUUGGUGGUGGGGAUGACGUCACAGCUCAUACAGGAGCAUCAGCCAACUGAUCCU
Messenger RNA from Phialemonium atrogriseum, 1280 nucleotides. RefSeq lists its product as uncharacterized. NCBI's taxonomy places the organism in Eukaryota, Fungi, Ascomycota, Sordariomycetes, Cephalothecales, Cephalothecaceae. Gene Ontology annotation, biological process: regulation of transcription by RNA polymerase II. Bases 160 to 978 code for a protein of 272 amino acids. The transcript has 3 exons. The record is from RefSeq and is a predicted model, not a curated record. Gene Ontology annotation, molecular function: RNA polymerase II cis-regulatory region sequence-specific DNA binding; DNA-binding transcription factor activity.